AGGUUUAACCAGGAUUUAAAGAUUACUUACAGAUAUAUCAACAUAUAAUCUAGUUAAUCAUUGAAUUGACAUAUAAACUAAUAUGUUGAAUGUUAUAGAAUUCAUUGUAUUGUGAACAAUUGAAUAAAUUGGAUAAUAAGAAUAGAUCUAAAAAUGAAGCAAGUGGUAACAAUCGAAUUGUGGACGUAAAUGAAAAUUCGUGACACGUGGCAAUGUUUUUAUGAAACAAUUCGUAAUUUUCAAUUAGAACUUUUUACAUUUAAUAUUCGUUUACAAAUAAGUAUAUUUACGGUAGAGACGUGGCACAGGAAAAACAAAGUACUAUAUCUCACUUCCUGUGAUCAAACAAAUAAAAAAAACUAACGUAUAGAGAUUAAUGUUUGGUUAAAGUGAGUUUCAGUGGAGGCGCGAGAAAAGUGUCUCGAUAAUUUAUUGUCAAUAAAAGGGAGAAAAAUAUUGUGCGGUUGGUGUAGAAAAUGAAACGGGCGAGAUAUUGAUGAUAAACAGCCAGCAUAUAUACAUAUAUAUAUAUAUGUAUAUAUGUAUAGAUGUCCCCUGUUCGCUCUUUCUAUAUAUAUAGAUAUAUAUUCAUCCCUUUUUUGUAUAUGUAUAUAUCUGUACACAGCUAGAAGACUAUAAAAGACUUCAUUUAGCAUCCCUUUUGCGUCGCGAGGCAAAGUGGAAGGGCUUUUCGAGUAGGGGGUGAAUGGGGCGUCGCGACGGGCCCCGCCCUGCGCCAAUCGGAACGAGGGUCGGGUACCUCGAAGGGCGUGUUCAACCCUCGGGAAAUUGAAAAACACACCGACGCCGGCGUAUCGAUGCGGCGUCGAACCUUAGUUGCAUAUUGACUAGCGAGGAGCGCACAUAUUUUGCGAUGAUCAAUCGUUUGGAACGUGAACCCGGACAAUUGGAUAUAGAGAUGUUUCGUGUGCCACCGAUCUCUAUAGAUGAUUUCCCAGAAAUCCUGCUGUCUACGAUACCAAAAUGCGGAGGAUGUCAUGAAUUGAUAUUAGAUAGGUUUAUACUAAAGGUAGCUGACAGGACGUGGCACGCGAAGUGUCUCCAAUGCAGCGAUUGCAGGGUACAAUUAACGGACAAGUGUUUCGCGAGGAACGGACAGUUAUUUUGCAAAGACGACUUUUUCAAUGGGUGCAGACGAUUCGGUACAAAAUGCGCUGGUUGCGAGCUGGGCAUCCCUCCAACCCAGGUCGUCCGGAGGGCACAAGACAACGUCUACCAUCUACAGUGUUUUGCGUGUGCGAUGUGCGCCCGUCAACUCAACACCGGAGAUGAAUUCUACCUCAUGGAAGAUCGGAAGUUGGUCUGCAAACCGGACUACGAGGCUGCCAAAAGUAAGGCGGCGGAAUGUUUAGAUGGUGAUCAGCCGAAUAAGAGGCCGAGGACUACGAUAACAGCAAAGCAGUUGGAAACCCUUAAAACAGCGUACAACAAUAGUCCGAAGCCAGCAAGACACGUCCGUGAACAGUUGAGUCAAGAUACAGGAUUGGAUAUGCGGGUGGUGCAAGUGUGGUUCCAAAAUCGGCGAGCGAAGGAGAAGAGAUUGAAGAAAGACGCCGGUCGAACGAGAUGGAGCCAAUAUUUCAGAUCGAUGAAGGGCGGUUCAUCGCCUCGGCACGAUAAGUUAUUGGACAAAGAUGAUAUGAAAGUAGAUUUGGAUAGUUUUAGCCAUCAUGAUUUGAGUGAUGAUAGCUAUGGAACAGUUGUAAACAUGGGAAUGGACCAAGAUGGUUCUUCUCCUCAUAAUGGGAGAGGACCAUCGUUUCUUCACGGCGCUGCCUCACCUCCUUACUUACCAGGACACACUCCUCCACACGGUCACGAGCACUUCCCCUAUCCAGAUCAGCUCUCUGUUUACAAUUCAAUAGGUCAAGCCCAUUCAGCUGGAAUGGGUAUGGCCCAUGGAAUCCCACCGGGCGCCGACACAGACAUCAGCAAUGACAGCAGUCCUCGGAACUACCCAGAUUUUCCGCCGAGUCCGGACUCGUGGCUCGGCGAACCGUCCAGCGCUCAUUACUGACCCAAUGAAAUUUUAUUUAUUGAUAUUUAUAUUAUUCAUGUACACAUUUUCAUUUCAAAGUUCAUGUAUGUCCUCAUGAUUGCAUGCGCGUCGCUGCUGAAAUGCAACGACUCAAAGUCACAGUCAAUAACAACGCGUUUUUCGAAACAAAUGUACAAAUUAAACUCAUCCCUCUUAAGCACAAACACUUGUUAUUGACUGUCACUUGGGAUUUGAAAAGAAGAGAUAAAUGAAGAAAGAGAAUACUAAUUUUAUCGCUGUAUAGUAUUGUUCUAGUCAAAUGAAUCUAAACAAAAAAAUAAUAAUAAUUAUAUGUGUCCGUUUACCAUUCUAGUCGUCAAGUAUUGUUUUAAUUUUAAUAAAUUAAUCUAACUUACUUUUUAUUUA
Nicrophorus vespilloides is the source of this 2425-nucleotide messenger RNA. RefSeq names its product LIM/homeobox protein Lhx3 (gene Lim3). Bases 875 to 2038 code for a protein of 387 amino acids. Gene Ontology annotation, molecular function: RNA polymerase II transcription regulatory region sequence-specific DNA binding; DNA-binding transcription factor activity, RNA polymerase II-specific. The record is from RefSeq and is a predicted model, not a curated record. The transcript is spliced from 6 exons. NCBI's taxonomy places the organism in Eukaryota, Metazoa, Arthropoda, Insecta, Coleoptera, Silphidae. Gene Ontology annotation, cellular component: nucleus. Gene Ontology annotation, biological process: neuron differentiation; regulation of transcription by RNA polymerase II.